Messenger RNA from Neurospora tetrasperma FGSC 2508, 1266 nucleotides. RefSeq lists its product as uncharacterized. Lineage: Eukaryota; Fungi; Ascomycota; Sordariomycetes; Sordariales; Sordariaceae. The coding region runs from base 1 to 1197 and encodes 398 amino acids. Gene Ontology annotation, cellular component: nucleus. The record is from RefSeq and is a predicted model, not a curated record. The transcript is spliced from 2 exons. Gene Ontology annotation, biological process: base-excision repair; nucleotide-excision repair; base-excision repair, AP site formation. Gene Ontology annotation, molecular function: 8-oxo-7,8-dihydroguanine DNA N-glycosylase activity; damaged DNA binding.
AUGGUCGGAAUACACACCAUUAUCUUACUCUUUUUUCUUUUCUCUGUUCAAACAACUCCCAAAAAUGAACACCCCCAAGACUUCGAAGACGACACGUCCGUCCUCCUCCACAACUACUUUGUUCUCUCUCACUCCCUCACUACCCUCUACACCCAAUGGUCCCUUUCAGAUGCCAACUUCGCCCGGCGUGCGCCCGCCUUCACGGGGAUCCGCAUCCUUAACCAGGACGCAUGGGAGACGCUGAUCUCCUUCAUCUGCAGCAGCAACAACAACAUUUCGCGCAUCAGCCAGAUGGUGAUGAAGCUGUGUACGCACUACGGUCCUUAUGUGGCCACCGUGGAGGGAGAAGCGUUUCAUGAUUUCCCCGGGCCGGAGGCGUUGGCGGGGGAUGGGGUCGAGGCCCAUCUGAGGGAGCUGGGCUUUGGGUAUAGGGCCAAGUACAUUGCUGAGACGGCGGGGUGUGUGGCGCAGGUUUAUGGGGAGAGGUGGUUGCUGAGGUUGAGGAAUCCGGGUGUUCCUGCGUUGGGGGCGGCUGAGGAGGAUAUUUCAGUGAAGAAGGAAGAAGGGGCAGAAGAGAAGGAGCCUGUUGAAUCCAAGGCUGACUUGGACAAUCCACCGACCUACCAGAAGGCUCAUGAAGCUCUGUUGACUCUGCCGGGCGUUGGCCCCAAGGUGUCGGAUUGUGUGUGCCUAAUGGGUCUCGGGUGGGGCGAGUCUGUUCCCAUCGACACGCACGUUUGGCAGAUCGCGCAAAGAGACUACAAUUUUGGUGGGAAAGGGUCUGCCAAGACCAAGACGCUCAACAAGGCCAUGUAUGUGGCCGUAGGCGACCAUUUCAGGAAGAUCUGGGGUCCUCAGGCUGGUUGGGCACAGAGUGUCCUCUUUACUGCGAAUCUCAAGUCAUUUUCCGAACAAGCAGCAGGGGUAGAGAAGAAGGGGGUGGUGAAAGUCGAAGAGGAAAGCCAGGAAGAGAUGGUUACGACUGCUGAGGUUGUGCCCAAACCCGGGAAAAAUAAAGGAGUGGUGGUCAAAAUCGAAGAAAGCGAAGAGAUGGCCGCCACAACGUCAGUGGCCAUGUCCAGGAAACGGAAAACGGUUGCUGCGGAAGUGAUACCAAAAGCUGAACCGGACGCCACCGUCCAUACGACAACAACCCGGACGUUACGAUCCAGUAAAAGAAUAAAGAGUCAAGUUUGAGGUCGAGAAUAACGCCGAUGGGGCUGCUUUGUUACCAAUAUAUACCAACUUGAGCACAUAUUCCCAUCG